Coffea eugenioides is the source of this 453-nucleotide messenger RNA. RefSeq lists its product as uncharacterized. The transcript has a single exon. NCBI's taxonomy places the organism in Eukaryota, Viridiplantae, Streptophyta, Magnoliopsida, Gentianales, Rubiaceae. The record is from RefSeq and is a predicted model, not a curated record. Bases 1 to 453 code for a protein of 150 amino acids.
AUGGCUUGGUGUGAACCGGAAAUUAUGUGCGAGAAGCAUCCAAAUCAAAGGCAACAGCCCGGAUUUUGCUCAUCUUGUUUAAACGAAAGACUUGCCAAGCUGCCAUCCUUUACAUUUUCCAUGGCUCCUUCACGUUCUUCUUCUUCACUUUCUUCAUCACCUGCCUUCAAUUCUUCUGCAUCUUCAUCCACAUGUACAUCCCCAACUCAUCAUCGUGCAAAUCAUCACCAUCGAACCACUUCAACAGGGCUUAAUCCCUUUAUGAUUCAUGGCAAACAUGGGUUGAUGAGAAAGAGCAAAUCAAUAGCUUAUGUUGCGAGAAGACGAGCUAGAAGUGGCUUGGAUGGAAAGAAGAAAGAAGGGUUUUGGUCCAAGUUGAUUCGAUCCACAAGUGUGAAGACUAAAGGGGUUUUAGUGCGUUCCAAGACUGGUAAAGAAAGAUUUGAGCAUUAG